Molecule: messenger RNA, 3246 nt
Organism: Quercus lobata
Lineage: Eukaryota; Viridiplantae; Streptophyta; Magnoliopsida; Fagales; Fagaceae
Product: ELF3-like protein 2
Exons: 4
Coding region: 795-3056 (753 amino acids)
Biological process (GO): regulation of photoperiodism, flowering
Source: RefSeq, a predicted model, not a curated record
GGGGCAUUUCUCUUUUCUUUUUCUUUCUAAAAAGGAGUUAAGAGUCCUAUCCACUUGGGUCCCACAUUGCCCACAACUUCUUUUGUUGGUUCUCCACCUUUUUUGUUGAUCAGAUCCUCUUUGGUGGAACCAUCAUCUCUUUGCAGAAUCUAUCUUUUCCCACGUUUAUCUUUCUCCACUCUCCUCUCUCUCUCUCUCUCUCUCUCUAACUGUUAGUUCUUUCUAGUUUUUACCUCGCGCAUUCUUAUGUUGGGUCAACAAUUUUCAUGUGUUUCUUGCUGUUUUUAUGUGAUUUUCAGUUUUAGUUUUGGUUUUUUUUGAGGUGGGUUGGUUGUGCUUUUGUAGCAAACUUUCUGUGUUAGCGUUUGUUUAUUUAUGGUUUUCAGUAAAAAUUGGUGAUUUUGUGAAGUGGGUUGGUUUUAAGUACUUGUUAGUUUGUGCUUUAUAAUGUAUUCUUGCUGUUUGUUUAUAUUAUUCAAUCAGAAGAUUUGGUCAAUUGAGGUGGGUUGAUAUUGGGGACCAGUGAAGAAGUGAAUUUUUCAAAAAGUGACUGGUUUUGCUGCUUGGGUACCUGAAUUUUUCCCAAAAGUUGUCUUUUUGAAGUAGGUUGUUCUUGGGUAAUUGUGGAGUUGUAUUUGUUCGAUGAAACAGUUAAAAUUUUGCUUUGUGGCUAGGCAGGUCUUUUGGUUUAUGAUUGUGGGUUUUGUAUAAAAGAAUGGAAAUGGGAUUUUUUUUGUGAAGUUGGUGAACAUAUUAGGAUUUGUCAGUGGGGAUAGUGGUGAAGGAAGAGAAGGAUGAGAGGAGGAAAAGAUGAACAAAAGGUGUUUAGUCCUAUGUUUCCUAGGCUUCAUGUAAAUGAUACGGAGAAAAGAGGGCCAAAAGCACCUCCAAGGAACAAAAUGGCUCUCUAUGAACAGCUCAGUGUUCCAUCUCAAAGGUUCACCCCUGGUUCAGCGUCCAUGUUGCCAAUUCGGUCCAAAAACAGCAGUAGCUUGGUUCCUUUGACAUCCUCGAGCCAUGCUGGUGGCCACCAAAAGAGUAUCUUUACUCAGCUCUGCAACUCCUCUUCUUCUCAUCGAGCAGAGAAUCUCCACUCUUAUUCUUCCAUUGGGGUUAAGUUGAACAAUAAGGUGGCAAGUCAUGAACAGAAUUCCAAGAAGCCUACAACUUGUCAAAGUUUGAAUGCAACAAGGCUAUUGUCAUCAUCUGCUAAAUGCAAAUCAUUUCAAUCAUGCAAAUUUUCCAAAUUUAAGAGCUACUCUUCAAAGAAGCUCGGAGAUGAGGAUGAUAGAGUUCCUACCCCUGGCCAAGGAAUAAUUCCACAUCGUAGCAACAGUCAGUGCAGCAGAGAUAGGGAAAAAUCCCCUUGCUUGAGCUUAAAAUCUUCAGUUAAACUUCAAAAUGCUUCUGAUGGGCAGUCAAUUAGAAAUGCAACCAUUGACCUAAAGUCAACAGAAUUUGUGACGCAGCAAGCUGAAGAGGACUCAAGAGUGUCUCAGAGUAAUCAGGACCCUGGGGAAAGCUCAGAUUCAAUCACAUCAACUAGAUAUAAGAAUUUGGUGGAUAUGUCUUUAACACUGUCAAAUAAAGUUAAAAAUUCUGAAUCAUUAAAGAGAAUACAUGCAACUUCUGAUCAAGAAAAAAGAAGCAGUUUGGUGGAUAAGUUGAACAGAUUACAAGAUUCUAAUACACAGUUGCAACAAGUGUUUGUGGCUGCGCAAGACAGAACAGCCCUCAGAGAUGACAUCAUAAAAUGCAGAAUAGGCAUAGGCAAGGAAAACACUUCAAAGUUGAGCAGUGAAUCAUGCUCGAGGCCAUCAAUUGGAGACCAUUAUCAAAGUCUUAAUGGGCUUACAAAUGGCACUGAGUGUCGUGAAGAAAAGAAAUGUGGAUCUAUGUCGGCUUUGGAUAUCUCCCCUGAUGAUGUUGUUGGAGUGAUAGGUGAGAAACUAUUCUGGAAAGCGAGAAGAGCUAUUAUCAAUCAACAAAGAUUGUUCGCGGUGCAAGUGUUUGAGUUGCAUAGACUGAUAAAGGUACAAAGAUUGAUUGCUGGCUCGCCGCAUAUUUUACUUGAAGAUAACUUUUAUUUGGGCAAGCCUUCAGUAAAAAUAUCUCCACUGAAGAAAUUGCGGUCUGAAUAUGUUUCAGAACCAACAUUUCCCCCGAUUGUUAAAGCAAAAGAUAAUAUUCCAAGAUCAAUUCCUAUCACUGAAUAUCAAGAUGAAAAUGUGGUUAGAAAGUUCCCACUCCCUUCUGUCAAUUAUGACACCAGCAAAGGAUUGAAUACCGAGGAAUCAAAUUUUGGGCUUUAUUCUGCAAAUACUUCUUUAGCUCCUGGGAAUACCUAUACGAAACCAGCCCCGUGGUAUUUCCAACCACCACCAGGAAAUCAUUGGUUAGUUCCUGAAAUGUCUCCAUCUGAAGGACUUGUGUACAAGCCCUCUGCAGGGUCAUGUCCAACUGCAGGUUUCAUGGCACCAGUAUACAGCAACUGUGGGGCUAUGAACCUGAGUCCAGGAAGCGGAGACUUUUUAAACACUGCUUAUGGUGUUCCUGCUACUCCCCAGUGGAUUGGAAUUUUUCCGAACACAACUCCUUUAGGCCAGACAUACUUUCCUCCAUAUGGCCCGUCAGUGAUGCAUCAAUCUUUAUCUGAUUCAGCUAUUGAGCAAACAAGCCCAUUUACAGGAGUUCAGUUAGAUGGGCAGGAAAAUCAAUUAUCAGUUGGAGACAUCAAUCUUACAUUACCUCAGCAAAGCUCAUGUAACAUAUCCAGCCCGGUAAAUCAAGUAAUACAAUGUCAUGUUGGGAAAUUCCCUGCAUCAAAAGAGAGUGAAUUACAGGGAAGUACAGCAAGCAGUCCCUUUGAGAGGACCAAAGGAGAUGCACUUCCUCUUUUUCCCACAUCACCAACAAUUAAGGCAUUGGAUCAAAAUGUGCCAAGUGGUGAGCAUCGGACACAAGUGAUUAAGGUUGUACCUCACAAUCCAAGAUCAGCAACUGAAUCAGCAGUACGGAUAUUUCAGUCAAUACAGGAAGAAAGGAAACAAUUAUGAGACAUACUGAGCAGGGAAUGAAGAUAUGCAUAUUCGCUAUAAACGUGUUUGAUUAUUUUGUAUCUAUAAUCAUCCUGUAUCUAUCAUAUGUUAAUAAAUUUGUAAAUAUAUUUUUGAAAGAUUGAAAAAGCUUUCAGUUUUUGCUUUGUACUUCCAUGAAUGUAUUGAACAGAAUUUUUGUUGGGAGUCA